AUGGGGAAGAUAUAUGAAAGUAUAAGGGAUGAUAAGUCUUGGGUAGAAAUAACUAAUCUUGAUAAGUUUUUUGGUGAUCCUUCACAAGUUUAUUGCUCUUAUAAUAAGGAAGCAAUAUAUAUUGGCUGCGGAGGAGAAUUUGAUGGGUAUUAUAAGUUUAGCUUAAGCCAAAAAACAACUUACAAGUUAGAGAUCAGUAGAUUCUAA
Blepharisma stoltei is the source of this 207-nucleotide messenger RNA. The record is from the annotation of a GenBank genome assembly. NCBI's taxonomy places the organism in Eukaryota, Ciliophora, Heterotrichea, Heterotrichida, Blepharismidae.